UCCUCGCGCUGCCGGAGCCGCCUCAGUGCGGGCGGCGCGGGCGGACCCGCUGGAUCAUGGCUGAGCAGCGGCAGGAUAAGGGGGCGCUGAUAAGCGAGACCCGGCGGCGUUUCGAGGCGGAGUACCUGCCAGAUAAAUCAGAUAAAUAUGAUUCUAGAGAUGUGGAGAGACUUCAGCAAGAUGAUAAAUGGGUUGAGAACUACUUGAUUUGGCGUCAUGAUGUUGUGGAUGAUACAUUAAAGAUGAUUGAUGAAAGCUUUCAGUGGAGGAAGGAAUACACAGUUAAUGACUUAUCAGAAUCUGUCCUUCCAAAAUGGUUAUUUGAAAUUGGUGCCCUCUUUCUGCAUGGAUAUGAUAAAGAGGGCUAUAAGUUAUUUUGGUUCAAAGUGAAGCAUCAUACAAGAGAUCCUAAACAGCAACUUGACAAAAAGAAACUGGUGGCUUUUUGGUUAGAACACUAUGCAAAGAGAGAUCAUGGAAAGCCCUUGACAGUGGUAUUUGACAUGGCUGAAACUGGAAUCAGUCACAUAGACUUGGAUUUUGUCCGGUUUAUUGUCAACUGUUUUACAGAUUAUUACCCAAAUUUUCUCACAAAGAUAGUAAUAUUUGAAAUGCCAUGGAUAAUGAAUGCUGCUUUUAAAAUCGUGAAGGGUUGGCUUGGCCCAGAUGCAAUAAGCAUGUUAAAGUUCACAAACAAGAAUGAUGUGCAGGAAUACAUCAGUGCAGAGUAUCUGCCACCUCACAUGGGUGGAACUGAUUCUUUCAAGUACAGUUAUCCUCCUUUGGUUGAUGAUGAUUUUCAAACUCCUUUAUGUGAAAAUGGGCCCAUUACAAGUGAAGAUGAGCAUGAAAGUAAAGAAGAGAUAGAUGCAGACACCAAGGAGACUGGGGAGCUGAAUGAAGCACAAAACCUUAAUCAGAAAAAGAUGAAUUCUAUAGAACAAAUUUCCAAAUCAGAGGAAACUGACAAAACAGAGGUCAAACCAAAAAAUGCAAAGAAAGCAUUAACUACUUUUAAAGGACCUUUAUUACAUAUCAGCCCAGCAGAAGAGCUAUAUUUUGGAUCCAAAGAAACUGGAGAGAAAAAAUGUUUGAUAGUUCUCACAAACAUCACUAAAAAUGUAGUGGCUUUUAAAGUGAGAACAACUGCACCAGAAAAAUACAGGGUUAAACCCAGUAACAGCAGCUGUGAACCUGGCACCUCAUUAGAUAUAAUAGUUUCUCUUCAUGGUGGUUUUGCAGCUUCUUUGCAGGAUCGUUUCCUUAUAAUGGCAGCAGAAAUGGACCAGUCCUCUGGAGCAGGUGUGCCAGAACUGACUCAGUUUUGGAAAGAAGUCCCUAGGACCAAAGUGAUGGAACAUAGGCUCAGGUGUCACGUCAUAGAAAGUAGUAAGCCCUCUUCUCUGACAUUAAAAGACAAUGCAUUUAAUAUUCCAGCAAAAACUAAUGAAGAUUUACAUAUACAGCUAACUCAUUUACUGCAGAUUAAUAAAAGACUUGAGGAGCAGAUGAAUCGCUGCCUCUGGUUCCAGCAGCUGUCAGUUGUUUUAUCACUGCUAUCAGUUACUGUUGCUGCCUUCUGUUUCUACCUGGCCUAUGCCCAGAGAAGCUAAAAAGAAUUGCUGUGCCCUGGAUGUGCUGCUGCCUGUCAUGGCUCCUUGGAGUCAAAAAGAUUGCAGUGCUGCACUUGGAUUCUGGAACUGCCAAAAUGAGGUUUGUGAGCCUACAGCAAUGAACAAGGAACAGUUUACUGGGGAAAAAAAGAUGGAAGAAAUGAAUGACCAGCCAACAAAAUUACUGAAAUUAUUGUCUAAGUUGACUCUUACAAUAGGGCAUGAGGAAGAUGUUAAAGUUAGGACCUAUUUUCACUGUACAACUCAAUAAAAACUACUGAAUGGAAGGAGGAAACCAAAUACAACAUUAUUUAAGACUGCUGUGCUUUUUUUUUUCUUCUAUUCAAGUACUUAAAAUAUAAUAUUUCAUUUCUUUUCAUCAUAUUCAUUCUUACAUUCUGAAUCACUCCCAUAGAA
Molecule: messenger RNA, 2030 nt
Organism: Melozone crissalis (California towhee)
Lineage: Eukaryota; Metazoa; Chordata; Aves; Passeriformes; Passerellidae
Gene: MOSPD2
Product: motile sperm domain containing 2
Exons: 15
Coding region: 57-1613 (518 amino acids)
Source: RefSeq, a predicted model, not a curated record